Molecule: messenger RNA, 978 nt
Organism: Trichoplax adhaerens
Lineage: Eukaryota; Metazoa; Placozoa; Uniplacotomia; Trichoplacea; Trichoplacidae
Product: histone H3 recognition and presentation By the Wdr5 module Of the Mll1 complex
Exons: 12
Coding region: 1-978 (325 amino acids)
Cellular component (GO): Set1C/COMPASS complex
Molecular function (GO): histone binding
Source: RefSeq, a predicted model, not a curated record
AUGGCUAACGCUUCUUCCGCCACCAACGGAUCCGGCACUGCUAGCGGUCCGACCAAUCCACCCAAGAAACCAGAAUAUGCGCUAAAGUAUACACUAUCUGGGCAUACUAAGGCAAUUUCAUCAGUUAAAUUUAGCCCUGAUGGGGAAUGGUUAGCCAGUUCGUCUGCUGAUGCUACCAUUAAAGUCUGGGGUGCCUACGAUGGCAAAUACGAAAAGACCAUGCAAGGACAUAAAUUAGGUAUUUCAGAUGUGGCCUGGUCAUCAGAUUCGAGAUUACUUGUAUCUGCUUCCGAUGACAAGACGUUAAAAAUAUGGGAUUUUCCAACGGGAAAAUGCCUUAAAACCUUAAAGGGACAUAGUAACUAUGUCUUUUGUUGCAAUUUCAACCCUCAGUCUAAUUUGAUCGUAUCUGGUUCAUUUGAUGAGAGCGUUAGAAUAUGGGAUGUUAGAACAGGAAAAACGUUAAAGACUUUACCAGCCCAUUCCGACCCAGUCUCCGCGGUUCAUUUUAAUAGAGACGGAGCUUUAAUUGUUUCUGGAAGUUACGAUGGAUUAUGUCGAAUUUGGGACACUGCUUCUGGUCAAUGCUUGAAAACUAUCAUUGACGAUGAUAAUCCUCCUGUUUCUUUUGUAAAAUUUUCACCUAAUGGCAAAUAUAUAUUGGCCGCUACUUUGGAUAACACACUUAAGUUAUGGGAUUAUAGUAAAGGCAAGUGCUUGAAAACUUAUCGUGGUCAUAAAAACGAAAAAUAUUGCAUUUUUGCCAGUUUCUCUGUUACUGGUGGCAAGUGGAUUGUUUCGGGCUCAGAGGAUAAUAUGAUAUACAUUUGGAAUCUUCAGUCGAAGGAAGUAGUUCAGAAACUUUCAGGACAUUCUGAUGUUGUAUUAUCGUGUGCAUGCCAUCCGACGGAAAACAUUAUUGCUUCAGCAGCGUUAGAGAACGAUAAAAUGAUAAAAUUGUGGAAAUCUGAUGUUUAA